AUGGUUGUUAGUGAUUCCGGAUAUCCACUGUUACCAUAUUUAAUGAUUCCUAAGCUAAAUCAAAUACCAGGGUCACCAUCUGCAGCUUACACUAAUGCACAUGUAAAGGCCCGAUGUUCAGUUGAACGGUGCAUAGGCGUUCUGAAAGGACGUUGGAGAUGUUUGCGAAAGGUACGGGCGCUUCACUACAAACCAGAAUUUGCAGCACUGAUUGUUAAUGCUGGAUGUGUUCUACACAACGUCGCAAAAUGGUACAAUAUCCCAGAUCCAGAGCCGUAUUUCGACGACCUUGAAGUUCAUGAUGCCGAUGGAAUUGAUGCCAUGGAUGUGCUUAAUCGUCGUACAGGAAAUGAAGUUCGAGAGAACAUAAUACGGCGCUUUUUUAUGUAA
This is a messenger RNA of Temnothorax curvispinosus, 390 nucleotides long. RefSeq names its product putative nuclease HARBI1. NCBI's taxonomy places the organism in Eukaryota, Metazoa, Arthropoda, Insecta, Hymenoptera, Formicidae. The transcript has 3 exons. Bases 1 to 390 code for a protein of 129 amino acids. The record is from RefSeq and is a predicted model, not a curated record.